This is a messenger RNA of Anoplophora glabripennis (Asian longhorned beetle), 2439 nucleotides long. RefSeq names its product zinc finger protein 90-like. The record is from RefSeq and is a predicted model, not a curated record. Gene Ontology annotation, cellular component: nucleus. Lineage: Eukaryota; Metazoa; Arthropoda; Insecta; Coleoptera; Cerambycidae. Gene Ontology annotation, molecular function: DNA-binding transcription factor activity, RNA polymerase II-specific; RNA polymerase II transcription regulatory region sequence-specific DNA binding; zinc ion binding. The coding region runs from base 67 to 2154 and encodes 695 amino acids. The transcript is spliced from 4 exons. Gene Ontology annotation, biological process: regulation of transcription by RNA polymerase II.
UUAUAAGUUAUAAAUUCCAUAAAGUUUGGGAUAAUCGAAAAGGAAAAAAUAAAAAAUAAUACAUAAAUGGAGGAUUCUAAAGGAAUAUUGUGCAGGUUUUGCAUUAGUACUGUUAACAAAGGAAAUUUUACAGUGAUAGAUGAAUCUAUAAGGGAAAUUUUAAGGACAGUUUCAGUGAACUUGGACUUAGAAAACAACUAUAAGCAAGUCAUGUGUUCUGCCUGUUCUGUUAAACUGUACUCCGCAUUUGGCUUUAAAUCCACUUGUCUCUACGUUGAGGACAAGAUUAUGUCUUAUGUUAAUCCCAAUGUGUCUUUCGUCGACUUAAGAGAAGUUCAUUUACAUGAAUACGAAAGCAAACCAUUUGUUAAAAUGGAAGACGAUCAGAAAAUAUGUAGGUUAUGUUUGCAGUUAAUUAGCGAGGAAUUUGUGCCGUUCUAUGAAAUGAAAUUAGAAAUAAUUGACAGAUACAUUCCAGAGGUGAAUUUUGGCAUCACUGAAGACCCCGUCGUUUGUAGGCAAUGUUUUGAUUCACUCAGUGUCCACGAUACUUUCAUAAGGACUUGUUUGGACGCUGAAUCGCAAAUUCACAACAUAGAAGACAACAAAAUCACAGAUUACAGGUCCUACGGCGUUUUUAUUAAGAAAGAAAUUGAUGAGAUGGAAUUAGAAGAUGAAAAGACGACAGAGGCAUUUGUUAAGAUUGAAAGACAACCGGAGACAGACAAAAUGUUGAUCGAAAGUGAAGAAGUUGAUAUCAAAUUUGAAGGAGAGGAACGGGAAAGUGAUUCCUCUUCACACAACCAACACAAUAAAGUAAUUGGAAAGAAAUUGAAGAGCACGUAUAAAAAUGGGAUGUACAAAUGUGAUAAAUGUGCUUAUGAAUCUGAACAUAAGGGUCGUCUCAAUGUACAUCUGUUAAUACACAAAGACCCUUCAGAAAUCCAUAUGUACAAGUGUGAUAUAUGUGGUUAUGAAACUAAGUACAAGGGACAUCUAAAAGCACAUCAAAUGUUGCACAAAGACCUUUGCGAGAUCCAGACGUACAAGUGUGACACUUGCAGUUUUGAAUCCAGGUAUAAGAGACAUCUAGUAGUGCAUCAAUUAAUACACAAAGAUACUUCAGAAAUUCAAAUGUACAAAUGUGAUACUUGUACUUAUGAGACUAAAUAUAAGAGUAGUCUGAAACUGCAUCUGUUAACUCACAAAGGCCCUUCGGAAGUCGAAAUGUACAAAUGUGACGCUUGUACUUAUGAAACUAAAUUUAAGAAUCGUCUGGAAUUACAUCUGCUAAAGCAUAAAGACCCAUCUGAAAUCCAAAUGUACCGGUGUGACGCUUGUGACUAUGAAGCUAAAUGUUAUAGACAUCUAAAAGUGCAUCAACUAAAGCACAAAGAACCUGUGGAAAUGUACAAGUGUGAUAAGUGUUCUUAUGAGACUAAGAUUAGAAGGAAUCUUAGAGCGCAUCAAUUGAAACACAAAGAUUCUUCAGAAAUCCGAAUGCACAAAUGUGGUAAAUGUACUUAUGAAACUAGAUAUACGCAUCGUCUAAAAAACCAUCAGUUAACCCACAAAGAUCCUUCAGAAAUACAGAUGUACAAAUGUGACAUUUGUACAUACGAGACUAAAUAUAAACCUGGUCUAAAAUGGCACCAACUAUCCCACAAAGACCCUUCCGAAAUCCAAAUGUACAAGUGUGAAUUUUGUACUUACGAGACUAAAUAUAAAAAUGGUCUCAAAAAACAUAAGUUAACGCACAAAGACCCUUCGGAAAUCGAAAUGUACGAAUGUAAUACAUGUAGCUAUGAAACUAGAUAUAAGAAGAGCCUCAAAAGUCAUCAGUUAAUGCACGAGAAGCCUGCCACGGCACAAAUAUGGGAAUGUGGUGCAAAUGAUGGCGCUAGUGAUACACCCGAUACUUCAGUAAAUAAACAUUCCUCGGAGAUGGAAGUGUACAAAUGUAAUGAAUGUGUUUUCGAAACUAUGUAUAAAAGGAGUUUAAGAGUUCAUGUGUUGAAGCACCAAGAUCCCUCGAAAAUAGAAAUGUACAAGUGUAAUAAAUGUGUCUACGAGUCAAGGAAGAAACACAGUCUAAUUAGACACCAGUUAACACAUAAAAACUCUUUAGUAGAGCAAGCCUUCCAACAAUUAUAGAUAAUUUUUUUGGUGAAUUAUUAGUAUUAUGUAAUUAGAUAAACAAUAAAUUUUGUAUAGUAAACACUAAUUUUGACAGAAUACCCUAGAUAUUUUUACAUAUUUGGAUAGAAAGCUUUCUCAUUACUGUGUAGGGUUUGAUAGGUAUGUAUAUUUGUUACAGCAAGCAGAUGUGCUCAUUUCAUUCAAUUUACACACAAUUAAAUGUUAGUAAGUUUCUUGCAAUUUCUUUAUCAAUUACCAGUUGGAAUAGUUCACAUAUCGAAAGAAAUAUACUGCGCAAGG